AUGUCUCGACUCUUGCGCCCAGCCUCUCGACUCGUUUCCUCCGCGUCCGGGGCCAGACCAGUAACUGCCCGAAGUGCUUUCCAGUCGUUUCCCAGAGUGCCAGCGAUUGUCCAGAGCAGAGGAUAUGCAAAGGAGAGUGGCGUGAAGGAGUACACAGUCAGAGAUGCCCUGAAUGAGGCUCUUGCGGAGGAAUUGGAGUCGAACCCAAAGGUCUUCAUUCUCGGCGAGGAGGUCGCUCAGUACAAUGGCGCAUACAAAGUCACCAAGGGAUUACUGGAUCGAUUUGGAGAUAAGAGAGUCAUUGACAGUCCUAUCACUGAGUCUGGAUUUGCUGGCUUGACAAUUGGUGCCGCAUUGGCUGGUUUACAUCCUGUCUGCGAGUUCAUGACCUUUAACUUCGCUAUGCAAGCAAUCGAUCAAAUCGUCAACUCUGCAGCAAAAACCCACUACAUGUCCGGUGGUAUUCAGCCCUGCAACAUCACUUUCCGCGGUCCUAACGGCUUCGCGUCUGGUGUCGCCGCGCAACAUUCACAAGAUUACUCGGCCUGGUACGGAAGCAUACCUGGUCUCAAGGUCGUCUCUCCAUGGAGCGCAGAGGACGCAAAGGGAUUAUUGAAGGCUGCUAUCCGUGACCCCAACCCAGUCUGCGUGCUCGAGAACGAGCUUCUCUACGGCCAAUCUUUCCCAAUGAGCGAGGCUGCGCAAAAAGACGACUUCGUCAUCCCCUUCGGAAAGGCCAAGAUUGAACGCGCCGGAAAGGAUCUCACUAUCGUCUCCCUCUCCCGCUGUGUCGGUCAAUCCCUGAUCGCUGCCGAGAACAUCAAGAAGAAGUAUGGCGUCGAGUGCGAAGUUAUCAAUCUCCGCUCCAUCAAGCCCCUCGACAUCGAAACCAUCAUCAACUCCGUCAAGAAGACUCACCGCCUCCUGUGCGUCGAGUCCGGCUUCCCAGCCUUCGGUGUCGGCGCCGAGAUCCUCGCUCUUACCAUGGAAUACGGUUUCGAUUACCUUGAUGCCCCUGCUCAGCGUAUCACCGGUGCUGAGGUCCCAACCCCAUACGCGCAGAAGUUGGAGGAUAUGUCGUUCCCUAAUGAGCCUCUGAUCGAGGCGUACAUUGCCAAGAUGCUGCGGUUGUAA
Messenger RNA from Cadophora gregata, 1134 nucleotides. RefSeq names its product pyruvate dehydrogenase E1, beta subunit (gene PDB1). Bases 1 to 1134 code for a protein of 377 amino acids. The transcript is spliced from 2 exons. The record is from RefSeq and is a predicted model, not a curated record. Gene Ontology annotation, biological process: pyruvate decarboxylation to acetyl-CoA. Gene Ontology annotation, molecular function: pyruvate dehydrogenase (acetyl-transferring) activity. NCBI's taxonomy places the organism in Eukaryota, Fungi, Ascomycota, Leotiomycetes, Helotiales, Ploettnerulaceae.